Fragaria vesca subsp. vesca is the source of this 765-nucleotide messenger RNA. RefSeq lists its product as uncharacterized. The transcript is spliced from 3 exons. Bases 19 to 498 code for a protein of 159 amino acids. NCBI's taxonomy places the organism in Eukaryota, Viridiplantae, Streptophyta, Magnoliopsida, Rosales, Rosaceae. The record is from RefSeq and is a predicted model, not a curated record.
AAACCCCAAAAAAAUAAAAUGGCCCGAUUCUUCACUCAGAGUCUCCAGCUCCGCCCCCAUCUCGCCAUCCGCUCCUUCUCGACCCGAUCCGCCCAGCUCUUCGAGAUCGAGAUAAACCCCUCCACCUCCUCCUCCUCCUCCGAAGGCGAAUCGGAAGCCCUCAUGCUCAAGAAGCUCGACGACAUCGUUCAGAGGAUCCUCGUCCAGAAGGCCACCCCUGAUUGGCUCCCCUUCGUUCCCGGCUCCUCGUUCUGGGUCCCACCUCGGCGAUCGCCGUUGGGAGUUAACGGCUUCGUCGGAAGAUUGGCCGACAAGCUCUCCGAUGAGGAGUCCCUCUCCGUCGCCACCGACCGGGGCUGGCCCUGCUCUGAUUAUUUGAUCAAUGGCAGUGAAUCAGUGGGAACAAAGGAGGUUGAUGAGGAUGCGGAAGGAUCAGGAGAAGUAGAGGUGGUGGAGGUGGAUUUGAAGGUUUUAACGACCAACUUCGAGGAUGAAUAAAGAUUGUUCAUCUCUCCAGCAGCCUAGUCAGCUUGCCCGAAGGCAAGGACAAGAAACCUAAAACACAACUAAUCUAGGCUUGGAAAAACCGGAAUAAUCAGCUUCCAAGAGAGGGAUAACAUCAUUAGGAGGGGAGCUAAAGAAUCUGCAUCCAGGCUCAUAACCAUGACCAAUGCUUGCUAGCAAGUCAGCCACUGAAUUACUUUCUCUGUAAACAUGGAUGAGAGACACAUUCCAAUUCCUACUAAGAAAGAGAGGAUGAAGGUG